Coniophora puteana RWD-64-598 SS2 is the source of this 690-nucleotide messenger RNA. RefSeq lists its product as uncharacterized. NCBI's taxonomy places the organism in Eukaryota, Fungi, Basidiomycota, Agaricomycetes, Boletales, Coniophoraceae. The record is from RefSeq and is a predicted model, not a curated record. The transcript is spliced from 2 exons. The coding region runs from base 6 to 473 and encodes 155 amino acids.
CCUCCAUGUCCCUCCGAAACCAAGUCCACGUCGGCCUGUUUCACCUCGCGCCAGUUUUGACCUCCGGUGCCUCCUUAGCCUGGGCAUUCUCCGAGUAUCAGACCCUCAUCCCAUUCCUUCAAUCGGACAUCCCUGCCGCGCCCCUUGCAUCAUGGUUUAACAGGUGGUUCCGGCUCGCUACAGCUGGUAUCGUCGGCUGUGGACUAGCCUCUACCAGCUGGGGAUACGUAGGAUCGACGCGGGCAGCUGGGAUGGCGGGGAGACUGUAUUUGUACGGUGCUGUCCUGUCGGCCGCCCACUUUGCGUUCGUACCUUGGAUUGCGCCCUGCAUAGAGCGCCUGGUGUAUGGGCCUGAACAUAGAACGAAGGACGAACUCAGGAGGUGGCUAAGGAUCCAUACCGUCCGAACGCUCCUGACCGACAUUCCUGCUUUUGUGUGCUUUACGUGGGGGUAUUUGGAGUGGACAUCAUAAUUUCCGGGACGCGGGGAUGUGCAUAGAGUGUGCAUUAUUGAUACUCGAUUGUUGUAAGGAAAUUUGAAGGAACGUAGAACAAAUGUUAAGGGCACGUCCUUAUUCAAUUCGGUGAUCGGCAGGUGAGAAGCAGCCCGGCUGCAUAAACAACAGCCUCUUCAUUGGAUAGCCACGACCUCGUUGUAUAUGUAGCUACCUAUCAUAUUCACAAAACCAG